UUUUAUACGAUCACGCCUCUUUUUGUUCCAUCAGUAGAGAGGAGCUGGCCACGUGUACCUCUAAAAGGGAAAAGAAACAUCCUGAUUACCUCCGCUCUUCCCUACGUGAACAAUGUACCACAUUUGGGUAAUAUAAUUGGUUGCGUUCUCAGCGCCGAUGUGUUUUCCAGGUAUUGCCGUAUGCGCGGGCACGAAACACUGUACGUUUGUGGCACAGACGAAUACGGCACUGCUACAGAAACAAAAGCACUACAAGAAGGAUUGGCGCCGAAAGAAGUGUGCGAUAAAUAUCACGUAAUCCAUAAAAAGAUAUACGAGUGGUUCAAUAUCGAUUUCGACAUAUUCGGGCGCACCACAACACCGCAGCAGACUGAGAUAGCUCAAGACAUCUUUCUGAAGUUACACGAGAAUGGAUACACAUCGUCAUGUUCUAUUGACCAGCUGCAUUGUCAAAAUUGUGAUAAAUUUCUGGCGGACCGCUUCGUAACUGGCAUCUGCCCAUUCUGCACCUUCGACGAUGCGCGCGGUGAUCAAUGUGAUAGCUGUGGUCGUCUUAUCAACGCUGUCGAGCUGAAGAGCCCUAAAUGCCAUAUUUGUAAACAGGAGCCGAAGGUUAGUUUUGAUGAGGUACGGCAGUAUGUGGAGCAUGAAAUCGCUAAACCAAAUAUGCGUUGGUCUACGAAUGCGAUAGCCAUUGUGAAAGGGUGGAUCAAGGGAGGAUUAGAGAAAAGGUGUAUUACUCGUGACCUCAAAUGGGGAACAGCAGUUCCUCUUGCUGGUUUCGAAAAUAAGGUGUUCUACGUGUGGUAUGAUGCUCCCAUAGGAUAUCUUUCGAUAACAAAAUGCCUUGUGGGCGAUAACUGGACAAAAUGGUGGAAGAAUCCGGACGAAGUUGAGCUGUUCAAUUUUAUUGGGAAGGACAAUGUUGCGUUUCAUGGCGUUAUGUUUCCUUGUACGCAACUAGGUGCUCGAGAUAACUAUACAAUAGUCAAUCAUGUAUGUGCAACAGAAUACCUGAACUACGAGGAUACAAAGUUCAGUAAAUCGAGGAACACCGGAGUAUUUGGCGAUAACGCGAAGGAUACUGGCAUUGAAGCUGAUGUAUGGCGUUUUUAUCUGCUCUAUAUGCGACCGGAGACUCAGGACACCUCAUUCUGCUGGGAUGAUUUUGCUCUGAAGGUAAAUUCGGAGUUGCUUGCCAAUUUGGGCAAUUUCAUCAAUCGAGCUCUUUCGUUCCUCAGCAACAGCUUCGGAGGUGUUGUACCGGAAAUGCAUCUUGAUGACAUUGACGUGGAGCUCCUGGCAGGAAUCGAAGUAUCUGAAUGGGAUCAAUUGAUGGAUGCUGUUCGUCAAAAGGAUGCCGUCAAGGCGGUCCUUUCAAUGUCACGACGUGGAAACCAAUAUAUGCAAUCUCAACAGCCAUGGGUGCUCAUAAAAGGAAGCGAAGAAGAACGAAAGCGUGCUGGUACCGUCAUCGGAGUUGCUGCAAACAUUUCCUAUCAUCUAGCUAUAGUCUUACAUCCGAUAAUGCCUGAGAUCGCAGCCCGAAUAAGAUCUCAAUGCGCUCUAGAACAGUUGCCAUCUUUCUCCACGUACCCGCUAUCAUAUCUCAAGCCUGGGCAUAAAAUAGGAACACCGAAACCGCUAUUCACUAAAAUGGAAAGUGCGAAGGUGACUGAAUGGAAAGCGAAGUUCGGUGGCUCAAAGGUUGUUGACAAUAUACAAAAGAAGACCAAACAAUCUCCGAAAGCCGAAGCCGGUGAGAAAAGCGCUAAAAAGUCAGAAAAGCACAAAUCGGAUAUGGCUACGAAAGGAAUUUUGGCGUAUCCUCAUCUCGCUAAGAAUCAGCAGCAGAUCAAACAGCUUUUGGACGCGUCACUGAAGAAGUUCAAUCAAGCACGUAAGUCUGCUGGGAAAGUAUUCUGCUCGUACUUAUAUCUCUGGCGCCAUUUUUUAGUUGUGAGAAGUAUGAAUGAAGAACCUUGGUAUGAGAGAACCUCUUCAGGUGCCACCGUCGAUGACCAGAUAGAUGUAGGACGCCUCGACCUUCGAGUUGGACGUAUCGUGAAAUGCGAAAAGCACCCUGAUGCUGAUGCACUGUACGUUGAACAGAUUGAUGUAGGAGAAUCAGCACCGCGAACAGUUGUGUCAGGACUUGUCCGGCAUGUUCCACUUGAUCAGGCUAAUGCAAAACCGCCUUGUCGUGGUAUUAUUCUAGGAAACAUCGUGGCUUCAGGAAGAAAUAAUCCGUCCUCUCAACCAGGAACUCCUGUGAAGUGUCCGCCCUAUGUCCAUAGGCCAGAUGCGCAGUUGAAUCCUAAAAAGAAGAUCUGGGAGACCGUAGCCGAGGACUUGAAAGUUAGUGCCGAAGGGUAUGCUGUUUGGAAGGAUUGUCCUCUGCUGGUCGGCGGCAGCACGAAAAUGACAGCCCCAACGCUACGCGGUGUUUUCAUCAAAUAA
Messenger RNA from Haemonchus placei, 2460 nucleotides. Lineage: Eukaryota; Metazoa; Nematoda; Chromadorea; Rhabditida; Trichostrongylidae. The record is from the annotation of a GenBank genome assembly.